Messenger RNA from Mangifera indica (mango), 705 nucleotides. RefSeq names its product glutamyl-tRNA(Gln) amidotransferase subunit C, chloroplastic/mitochondrial. Bases 45 to 479 code for a protein of 144 amino acids. Gene Ontology annotation, molecular function: glutaminyl-tRNA synthase (glutamine-hydrolyzing) activity. The record is from RefSeq and is a predicted model, not a curated record. Lineage: Eukaryota; Viridiplantae; Streptophyta; Magnoliopsida; Sapindales; Anacardiaceae. The transcript is spliced from 6 exons. Gene Ontology annotation, cellular component: chloroplast. Gene Ontology annotation, biological process: regulation of translational fidelity; glutaminyl-tRNAGln biosynthesis via transamidation.
AUAAGAAUUGUUCAUGUUGAUCUCGACAAUCCCAGACAAAGGAAAUGGGAAGCAGGGGUUUCCUUUUGCUCAAAUGCUUAGCGCCACCAAAGCAUAACCAUUUCGUUUUCAAUUGUACAAGAAUCGGUAGUUGGUCUUCAGAAACACCCAAACUCAGAAAAUUCUCAACUACAACCGCCGCAAGCUCCUCUCUCGAACCACCUGAUGUUCCUCGUUUGGCUGAAACCGCUCGAAUCUCUCUUUGUCCUCAGGAGGUCGACGAAUUUGCCCCUAAAAUUCGACAAGUCAUAGACUGGUUUGGACAACUUCAAGCUGUUGAUCUCAACAGUGUCGAUCCUGCUGUCAGAGCAGAUAAUGAAACUGAAAACUUGCGUGAAGAUUCUCCUGAAACAUUUGAGAACAGGGAAGCCAUGAUAGCUGCCAUUCCAAGCUAUGAGGAGCCGUAUAUCAAAGUUCCUAGAGUCUUGAACAAAGAGUAGAGCUGUUCGGUACUGGCAAGGUAUAAAGGCACUAAAUCUUAAGUGGAACACCUUGGUAGCAGCGGAGGCUAAAAUUUCUUUUGGAAUGGCGUUCCUUUUAUUGUUCUUCUGUUGUAGACGGGCCCUUUUUUUUCCCUUACAAAACGGUGAUGUUUUGGGUAUCAUUUACGUGAUAACGUUUCCCUGUAAAAAAUUGGUAGAUGAGGUUCUUGUUUUCCAUCGCUAA